ACGGCUUAAAGAUACACUGAAUAAUGCAGAAUUGUUGAUGCUCAUGAUCCUAUUUUGGCCAUGCAUGUGCUUCCAAGGUUCGCCUUGAUGCCAGCUGAUAAUAGACAGUAUCAAAAAUUAACGGAUAAAAAAAAACCAGAAUGCCCGCGAAAGUCUAUUUCUCGCCCACCGCAAGCGUCUGGAAGCGGCAGUGGAAAAGCUUGGUAUAUUUACCCCCCCACCCAUAAGAGGUUCAUCAACUAUCAGUCUGUCAUCGACCACCACUGCAUCCAGCAGCUCAGCACAAACUCUUCUUUAUAAUACAACAGAAAAACAAAUUGGAGAAAUUCACUGCACAGAUAUUUAGCUUAAUAUUUUAUUUACGUACGCCAAGUUCUUCCCUCCACCCACUCGAUCCUACUCACAACGCCACCACCACACUUCUUAGCCGGCGCAAACAGCACUCCCCCAAGACCUCAAAGAAUGGAUCAAAGCUUUCGAAUAUAGAAACCAAUAAAGCAACCUCCUUAAUUCGAUAAAUAAAGGAAAUAGCAGCCAGAUCAUAUCUUAGCCAAUAUCCCCGCUUAUCUAUCAAACCUCCCCGCCAUGACGACCCUCGACUCCGAAUUCCCUUACUCCCUAACAAUCUCCCUCCCCCUCCCCACCCACCGCCUUGCCUCCGCGGCCCUCCGCACUUUACAAGUCGAUGCCGAACUCUCCCCGCUCGUCCGCCGCACAUUCCGGCUCACGAGGCCGCAGCCACCACAAUUGCAAAGCCGGGCAGAGGCGCAAGUACAAUCGGAUUCGCAAAUACUUCCCUCUUCACCUCCCACGACCAAUAGUGCUGCUACUACCGCUCUUACCGAGCCACAGCCCAUCUCGACACAGACACCAGCCACCCGCGAAGACGAAAAAGGGCUGAGGGAAGCUAGAGGAGACGAGGAAGAACGAACAGUGCUGCAGACAGAGUAUCGAGCGACGACGAAUCGGAUGCUGCGGGUGGCGGUGAAUGGGUUCAUGGAGAGCUUAGGGGUUGUGCUGGGGGUGAUGGAGGAGCUGGACGUGGAUGUUUUGAAGGGGGAAUUGGGAGCUGCAUAAUAGCUACUUGGGUAAUUUUUAUGACGAGGUGAGGUUCCUUGGGAUAUGGAGAGACGAUAUACGGCAAAAUACUGGGUGUAUGAUCAAGAUGGUGAUGGGGUUUUUGUUGUCGUACAUUUAUAUCCUCCCAAAAUAAAUACCCGUGCAGAGACUGCUACGAUAAUUUACUCUGGCUCUUUAAGCUUUAAAUAUACCUGUGAGGCUGUGACCUACUCUUGCACUGUGCAAGACCUCCUUCAUAUUAUUAUUACAUUGAUAUAACAAUGGAACUCGUAGCAGCAAUAUUUGCCACGUUUGCCACAUUUACCUUGUUUGUAGCGUUUGUC
Messenger RNA from Blastomyces gilchristii SLH14081, 1403 nucleotides. RefSeq lists its product as uncharacterized. NCBI's taxonomy places the organism in Eukaryota, Fungi, Ascomycota, Eurotiomycetes, Onygenales, Ajellomycetaceae. Gene Ontology annotation, cellular component: EKC/KEOPS complex. Bases 586 to 1077 code for a protein of 163 amino acids. The transcript has 3 exons. The record is from RefSeq and is a predicted model, not a curated record.